UAAAAGAAGUCUACGAACAGCUGACAAGGACAUCAGCUGAUUUUGAUUGACACCUGUCCCCUCCGCGUCUUGCUCUGUGCGUUUUUUUUUACGGCCUGUUCCAUACCUUGAAACAACAAAGAUCCUCUUGUACAUGACGUGCGAAGACAUAGUGCGCAAUUUUUAUCUGUCUGGGGUCUGAAAAUUUAUACACAAUACGUACAGUUUGCAUAUACUGUACAUUACCAAAACGGAAACAUACGACACGAAAGGAAUAUUUUUUUUUUUUCAUUUAUCAAAUGUGAAAUUAUUCCUUGACGGAUUAAAAUGUUCUCUUUUUGGAAGAAAAAAAAUGUGUGAUACCAAUGAAGUGUGUGUAAUUUUUUUCUAACUGGAUAUCAAGGGAAAAAUUAGAUAAAGGGAAUUAGUGAAAUAAAUCAAAAUGUUUCCAAUGAGGGAUUUAAGCCCAACGGUAAGCAUGGAGCCGAGCCCCGGGGUACGGAGUUCCUUGCCCCUACAUGUAUCACCUAGUUCAGGCAGCUUUUCCAGCUUUACAUCUUUAUGGGAUGGAUUACGCAAUCUUCGAAAUAGUGUUGUUUCCGAAGAAAAGAGAGAAACGUCAUGGAUAGAGAAAACAUUUUACAAGCGGGAAUGCACAUAUUUUAUUCCGGAUACAGAUGACCCCGACAGGUGUUGCUGUGGACGACCGGCCCAUUGGCAUGGCGACGACAUCGAUGAAGUAGCGUCCUCUAACGAGAGUUGGUUGCCAGGGUUACACACCGCGCAUGCCCCGACUGAUGCUUUUGGAACCAUUGAGUUCCAGGGCACCAAUCACCCCACGAAGGCCCAGUACGUUAGAAUGUCCACAAUUGACACAAAAUCGGAGGCGGUUUUAAAACUUCUUCAAAAGCAGUGGGGACUGGACCUACCAAAUCUCAUCAUAACUAUGCAUGGGGGCAUGGCGAAUUUCGAUCUGUCACCAAAAAUGAAACGCUCAUUCCGAAAAGGCCUGGUCAAGUUUGCCAAGACAACAGGGGCCUGGGUCUUUACUAGCGGGGUCAAAACGGGUGUGACCAGGCAUGUCAGUGCCGCCUUUGGAGAGGGCCGAUCCAAACAGUUCAAACGGAAGCUGGUCACUAUUGGCGUGGUGCCGUGGGGCGUGUUGGCAAACAAGGAACAACUCGUCGGCAGAAAUAUCACGUGUUCACAUCACCACGGAAAGACAGCUUACGUCCAGUCGACUCUCGACAGUCACCACGCUUACUUCCUGUUGGCUGAUAACGGGACGGAAGGAGAAUACGGGGCGGAAGUUAUAUUCCGUAGAAGAAUCGAGCGCCAUCUAUAUCAGCAAAAAGUUUCAAAAGGAAUCAAUAUUCCUAUGGUUUGUGUGGUGCUAGAGGGCGGAAUGAACACAAUCAGGGCGGUGUUAGAAUACGUUACCGACAAACCACCAGUUCCUGUCAUCGUCUGCGCAGGAAGUGGGCGUGCCGCAGACCUCAUCUCAUUUGCAUACCAAAACGCAACAAAAGACGGAAAACUUCCAGACAGAUUGAAGGUUAUUCUAGUGGAUGCUAUACAAGACACGUUCACGUGUACCGAGGAGCAAGCAAAGGAGCUAUGUCUGGAAAUCACCGUGUGUCUACAGAGGAAAAAUCUGAUAACAGUUGUAAACCUCGCAGACGAAAAUCAAGAAUUGGAUAUGUUGAUUCUGACAUCAAUAUUAAAAGGGACAUGCAGUAGUAUAUCCGAGCAGUUGCGCCUCGCUUUGAUGUGGGACAGAGUUGACCUCGCGCAGGAUUACAUCUUGGAUAGAGAAAAUGGUCAAAUAAACGAGCCCCUGGAGUCGGUUAUGAUGGAGGCCCUCAUCAACGACAAAGUGGACUUCGUGAAGCUGUUACUGGAGACCGGCGUCAGCCUGCACUCGUUUCUAACGGUCAAUAGACUGGAGGAACUCUACAACAUCAACCCACAGUGCCAGUUUAACCCUGUCCGAUAUUUUAUCAAAGGAUUACGAAAGAACCUUUUUCCAAACUAUCGGUACACUUUACUGGACAUUGGACUUAUAAUUGACAGCUUGAUGGGCGGGGCCUUCAAAUCCAUGUAUUCUCAGAAAGAAUUCCGUCAGAAAUACGUUGCGAUGCGAAGAAUUAGUUCUAGCAGUAGUAGCACAACCACUAGCAGAAAGUCGAUGAUGAAGCAGACGUCUUAUUUGAGUGACAUGGCCAGCUCUAAUUUAUUCCAGUACCCUUUCCAUGACCUCAUGCUGUGGGCGGUGCUUAUGAACCGUCAACAGAUGGCGCUGUUUAUGUGGCAACAAGGCGAAGGGGCAAUGGCUAAGGCCCUGGUUGCUUCCAAUCUGUACAAAAGAAUGGCCCAGGAAGCAGACGCCGACGUGUUAGAAAGCGGCAUCUCGGGACAUUUAAUGGAAAACGCACAAGAGUUUAUGAAGCUGGCCCUUGAAUUUCUGGGUCACUGCUACCAUAUCGAUGUCGACUAUACCCAGCAACUCCUCACUGAUGACCUGAUAAACUUUUCGAACGCGACCUGCAUCACUUUGGCAGUUGACGUCAUGCAUUAUGACUUCGUCGCUCAUAACUGCUGCCAGAACCUCAUCAAUGAUAUUUGGAUGGGAGGUCUGCAGACAAGGAAAAACAGCAGUAUUAAAGUGAUUGCAGGCAUCUUGUUCCCUCCGUUUUUGGCAAUGUUGGAUUAUAAGUCGAAAAAACAGCUCAAGUUCAUGCCUCAGACAGCGGAAGAGCACCUGGAAGACACUGUGGAAGAUGAAGACAGCGAUGAAAAUGAGGAGAACGAUAGCUAUGAUCUGGAUGAUGACAGCAUACAGCAGGCUUCACCAGUGAAAACUCUGGCAACAUCCAGCUCUAUGCCCAAACUGAGCGAUGCACUGAAAGCUGGACAGAAACCGCCCAUGAUCCGAUCAAUGAGCAUGCACAUUGACAACCAGAGAAGGCUCAGUCGCCAGGAACUAAAGUCACUACAGAAGAUCGCCAACGAGAAACAACGGGGUUGUAACGUUUCGGUCCACCUUAAAAAGCCUCUCAAACUCACCAAAAUGACUCACAAAUUCUACACCGCUCCCAUUACUAAAUUCUGGUUUUACUUGAUAACGUAUAUCGCUUUCUUGGUGGCGUUUAGCUAUACCGUUCUCGUUAGAACGUUGCCGACACCUGCAUGGCCCGAGAUCUUUGUGAUGGCCUACCUUGUCUCUUUUGCGGCCGAGAAAUGUUGGGAGUUGGCAGUAUUAGUCCCCGGUCCACUGAAGAUAAAACUGCGAGUGUUCGCCAGUUUUUACUGGAACCUGUGGGACGCGGUAGCCAUCGUUUGGUUUACCAUCGGGGUCAUCUUAAGGUUCAACCCCUCCACCCUGAACGCUUCACGGAUUGUGUAUACGUUGAACAUUGUGUUCUUCUACAUAAGGAUCCUGGGAAUUUUGUCCGUUAAUAAAGCUCUUGGAGCUUAUUCCAAGAUCAUCGGGAAAUUGCUGAAGCACAUGUCAUACUUCUCCAUCAUCAUGUUCAUUGUGACGGCCUGCUUUGGAGUUAUCCGCCAGGCGGUCCACUUCCAGAACGAGGAGUGGUCCUGGUUCAUGCUGCGCUCCGUUUUCUUCUACCCCUACUGGAUGAUAUACGGAGAAAUUUUCAAGGAGGAGAUUGACACCUGUACUGAUACUGAUAACUACCCCGGCGGCUGUACAUACGGGUCCUGGGUAUCUCCCCUGGCGAUGUUUGUCUUCCUUCUCGUUAUCUUCAUCCUCCUGGUUAACCUACUCAUCGCUAGAUUCAACGCAACGUGUAUAAGGGUUAUUCCGAGAGUGAGGGAGAUCUGGAAAUACCAGCGGUACAACGUGAUUCUGAAGUACAAACUGUCGUCAUUGCUGCCCCCGCCACUAGCUGUGUUCAGUUUGAUCUACCAGGGCAUCAAAUACCUCAUCUGGAAAUGUCGCGGCAGGGAGGACUUUUGUGAUCAUGGACUGAAAAUCUAUUUGACAGAUGAAGAAAAGGACAAACUUCACGAGUUUGAGUUACAGUGCCUUGAGGACUAUGUGAGACACAAAGAAAACAAGCUACAAACGUCUGCAAACAAACGCAUCUCAGCCAUCUCCGAAAGAGUGACGGAGAUAUCAGCUCAAAUGGAUGAUGUAACUGUACAGGAGAAAUCAUUCAGACACACCUUGCAGUUAGCGGACCAAGGUGUUAGCAAACUGGAAGAAAUAUUUCUCAAAAAUCACGAAAUCGUGAAACUGAUGGGGCACAUGGUUCCGGGUUUUGACGAGUUUGCGCAGAGCCCUUCUCGGCAAUAGCAACCGAUUUGUGCACCAUAGCAAUUGUGAUGAUAUUGAUUGCUUUGAACUUAUCAAGACUUUUAUAAAUUCAUUGUCUUGUGAAUCUUUCUGUGUACCGUUUGUGAUAUACAUAUGUUGAAUAUAUUGGUAGAGGUUAAAAAAGCAAUCUUUUCGCAAGGUUUAUUUUAUAAUUUACACUACAGAAAACUUAACGUUAUUGUAAAUCUUUCGACUUUGUUUUCGUUUCCUCCUACAAAGAUGAAUUUAUUUUUUGUUUAAUUUCAAUAUUGAAAAAAAUAAAUAUAUAUUUACAUUCUUAGACAUUUAAUUGUUCAUUUUAGAACUGUUCCUUAGUUUUACUACAUGAAAGCCAACAAUCUGUUAUGAGCUAAAAUAUGAACAUUGCGAUAUUGGAAAAAAAAGUAACACCAUCUUAUCAAUAAAUGUACAUCUAUCCUCUUAUA
Magallana angulata is the source of this 4743-nucleotide messenger RNA. Its product is annotated as transient receptor potential cation channel subfamily M member 3-like. The transcript has 26 exons. Gene Ontology annotation, biological process: monoatomic cation transmembrane transport. The record is from RefSeq and is a predicted model, not a curated record. Gene Ontology annotation, molecular function: monoatomic cation channel activity. NCBI's taxonomy places the organism in Eukaryota, Metazoa, Mollusca, Bivalvia, Ostreida, Ostreidae. Bases 422 to 4297 code for a protein of 1291 amino acids.